Cyprinodon tularosa is the source of this 3970-nucleotide messenger RNA. RefSeq names its product interferon lambda receptor 1 (gene ifnlr1). Gene Ontology annotation, molecular function: protein binding. Bases 209 to 1837 code for a protein of 542 amino acids. The record is from RefSeq and is a predicted model, not a curated record. Lineage: Eukaryota; Metazoa; Chordata; Actinopteri; Cyprinodontiformes; Cyprinodontidae. The transcript has 7 exons.
UAACACAUGAGUAAGGCCACUCCUGUCCAAAGUCCUUCAGAGAUGGUUGAUUAGCUGAAGCAGAAGGUUGCUCUGAUAAAACUGUAGAUAUUUUUAUUCUUAACUGGAGGAUCAUUUAAUAAAUUAGAUUAUCAAUGUAAUUCAGAAAUAAAUACACAGGAGUGGAUUUAAAAUAAUCUAAUCCUAUUUCUAUACAAUUUAGAAGAAAAUGUGGUCUGUGAACGUCAUGAUCCUUCUCCUGUUCUGCUAUGCAUGCCUGGCAACUGGAGAUGGCAGUGUGAAAUUUAUCUCCAAAAACUUUUACAAUGUUCUUCACUGGGAUCCUCUACAGCCUUCUUUUCCAGGCCAAAAGGUGCUCUACAGUGUGCAAUACUGGAGGGAUGAUGAGGAGCAGUAUUGGAUAAAGCAUGAGUGUCAAAACAUCACCCACCUGUCGUGUGACCUGACCGCAGAAACCCCAUCGGUCUAUGAUGUUCACUAUAGGGCUAAAGUAAUGGUUAAUGGGACCUGCAUGGGCAUCACCAAGUCCUUUACACCUUUUAGAGAGACUGUUCUUGGUCCACCACAUUUGUCUUUACACACAACACCAUCCACCCUGCAUGUCAAUGUCACCCUGCCACUUGGACCUAAUGGAGUCUCGAUUGCAGAUAUCAUCACCUCUAGCAAAAAGGGCUUAAUAAAAGCUGUGCCAGAGUACAUCUUAACAAUAACCACUCCAGAAUGGGCUGCACAGGUCAUCACAAACAAAACUGGCCAAUUUGAAGUUAUCUUAAAGUACAAUCAGUCUAAAUACUGCGGCCAUGUGGUUUAUUUACCGACUCCAGAAUGGGGUAGGAUACCCAGUGAGAAAGCACCAUUCUGUGUUACUCUGCCAGAUAACCAUCAGAUACCUUUACAGUGGGUUCUUCUAAGUAUUGGUGUUCUGGUAGCCAUUAUCAUACUAUCAGCUGUUUGUAUUUGGAACUAUGUAAAGGAUGGAAACAUAAGGAGCAUUCCAGAGGCAUUGGUAAUCCCCACCAAGCAAUGCAAAGUUUUGCAGCAUCAAGACAAGAAUCUCAGAAUUUCUGAAGUUUCUUUUGGCAUACACUGGGUCCAAAACCAGAUCCAAGACCAGAAGAAGAUAAACCUGCAGAUUUGCCGUGCUUCAUGUGAUUUGCCGUGUGGAUAUUCUCCUCAGGUUGACCCAGAGCACAUCUUCCAGUGCAACCCUGAAACAAGUGCAGAGUCUUCUGGGAGUUAUGGUGCUGUUGCAGUUCAGACCCUGGUUGAAGCGAAUGAAGAAAACCUUAAGCGGGAUCACAUUGCGAAGAGACAAACGAUCCAGGCUACUUUGCCCUGCGGUCAAGAAGAAAAAAAGGAGAAAGGAGGAAUUAUUCCCCAAACUUCCUCAUAUGGUGCACCACAACUGCCGAACUUUAAUGGAAGUGAGGGUACACCAGAGCAGCAGCCGCUGGUGAUAAAUGCUGUAAGAAACAUUGAUGGACAACUUAUGUUGGCUCUAUCUGCAUUUCAAUUACAGACCAGCCCUUGUGGCAUAGAAUUGCAAAUAAACACAGAGAGGAAACCUCUUUUGGAAGAUGUCAUAUUCCAGAACGAGCCCAUGUUUACACCUUUAGAAAGACAAUACAGCGAUGGGAGAGAUUCUGGCUGUUAUGACAGCAAUUUAAAUACACCUACCAGCCCAUUCUGCAACCCUAUUUAUUCCUCUUCUGAAACCAUGCAUCCUAGUUUACAGCAAGAAUGCCAGACCAUGCAACCUGUUGAUGCCAUUUGUCAUUCAGGAUACAAGCAAAACGGGUUGUCUGCAUUCCUAACUGGACUCACUGACAUUCACUGAUAUUCAAAACUAUAGGUUGACAAAAAGACAAACUGAUGAUGACAUUAAGAUCUGUGAAGGCUAGCUUCAAAGAGGAAAUUAAAAAGGUUCUGUAACAGACGGAAUAUUCAAAUCCAAGAUUUGUCCAGUUUAUACUCAAGGCUAAAAAAGCCUUUCACAACAAUAUCCAUGAGGAGCAUUUUUUGGUUCCAUUUUUUUUUUUUUUUGCCAAAACAAGAGAAAGCCAAAUUUGACCGCAGGACUAAUAUCUGACUUUUCAAAGCCAGAAAUGCUGAUGGUUAGGUACAGGCAGAUGUGGAAGUAAUCUUGUGCUGUAUGUAAAUGCUCAUGUCUUUAUGUGAGAAGUUAUGCUUUGCUGUGUUUCCCCUUAUUUUGUAUAUAACAGGUGAACAACAAAUCACAAGAUAAACAAGUAAUGGCAAAAAAAAUAAUGCAGUGUUCAUGAAUAUAAGUGGGAGCCAUCACCAAAACUACAUAAAUAGAUACAUUAAUGGAUUUGAUGAAUUAUUAAUAAUUUACUAACUUAGAUUCAUAUCAGGUUCGAUGCCUGUUUUGCCAUGUUUGAAAAUUAUAAAACCCUACUUUAACAUUCAGUAUAUUUAGCAUUUAAACAAUUUCUCAAUUAACUAAGUGUUUGCAAAGCUGUUUGGUGAUGUGUAACAAUUCCAAUCCAAAUAUUAGGUAAAAAUCAUCUCAUAUUAUUGCCCAUUUUUACACAAACUACUUGUUCCCCCAUUUGAGAGUUGUGGUUUAAUUUGUUAGAUUGUUAAAUAUAUACAUGAAUAUUAGGACAUCAUUUUGUCCUAAUGGAUCAUAGAUAGUAAAACUGAAACAAAAAGGACAUCAUUAAGGAGGUAGCAUUGUGUGUUCUCUUGCAUUAAAUGAAAGCAAAUAGUGCAACAAGCUCAGUUGACAUGGUAAAAUGCAAAGUCUCCUUGCAUACAGUAUGUCUGGCAAGAAAAUUCUUUCCUUACUAUAUGUCCAAAAUAAUCUGAUUCUAAAUUUUUAAUUUAAAUUGGACUCUUAAAAUAAAAAUUUCUGUAAUACAUUCAGCUACCAGUUAUCAGUUGAAAUAUAACGCGCUGAAAGGUCACAUAGCUGUAUGAAAACAUCUUUUUAAAUGCUUCUUACAUGUCUGAGGUUUCCUCUGAUGUCAUAAAAAAAUCACUUUACCUGCUAUGAAAAUAGUUGCUGUUAAAGUUCAGGUUGGAAACAAUAACUGUUCAAAAACACUUGAUUUUUAGUGACUGGCUUAUCACCAAUCCAGAGUAGGUUAUGACUAAAAGCAUUCAGUUUUCGCUCAGUAGACUUUUUCUUAGUGCAUCUUUGAUACAUGCUGCUAUUUAUUCAUUGAAUUUAAUGCAUGUAACUGGUUGUCAUUAUAUUGCAACAUUAGGCUUAAAUUUUAGGUCUGAAAACAAACCUCAUUGUGCAAUAGUUUACUUAUUCACCUUUAGCAUUUUAAAAUAAGAGGAAGGAAGUUGAAUUCAUGUUUAAACGCAUUCUUCCCAUCAUAUUUCAGUAUUAUCUUUAAUGUAGGAAACUCAUACAUGAGUUUCUAAAUCUAUCUCUAAUUAAAAAAAAGUGUUAAAGACUCAUUUUUAUAUUAUCACUGUUUGAUGUUCUUUUAGGGGUAGGGAAAAACCUGUCCUGUCAUAAAAUGAUAUUACCAGGUUGGGUCACGGUACAGUUUAAGCCACACUAAUAAACGCUUGGCUUUUAAAAGCUUGAGUGUACACUUUUUAUAUACAGCUGUAAAGCCAUAAUGUCAGGCGUGUUCAGAGUGUUAUGAGUAACUAUGUACAAAGCAAUGCAAAUGUACAGCAUAUCUGUUCCUGUGCAAAUUAAUGUAAUGUGGAUUUUUGCUGAAUAUUUACUUUGUGAUGUUUAAAUAUUGAGUCUACGCUGUGAAUACAAUAACAGCAACUGAUCUUAUGUUAUGAAAACUUAUCUUUAAAUAAAUUAGAUUGUAAGUUGUGGACAACAAUAGAAUAUAAAUACAGCUUUGUGUAUAAGGUGUCCAAGUAACAGGCUAAAGUAUCAAGAGCAUGGAGGUCGUUAAAUGAUCUCUCAGUUCCCUGGGGUAAAAAGAAUUUCCAGACUAUUAAACUUUAAGUGUGUAACAUCAUAAAA